CUUGAAGAAACUGUGAGGGGGGAAUAAAAAAAUAGCUAGCUACACUGUUUAUAAAAAAUAUAUAUUAAUCAUUAACAUAUCGUCACUAUUUCCUAAGGGAAUGCAAAAUGUACCCCAAGUGAGGAUGUGUAGGUAAUGCUCUCUGAGCUCUGCGGGACGCCAUGUCUGAAGAAUCGAUCUCAGGAAGUGACCUGGACCCUAGCGUUAACAGUGAAGAGGAGGAUCUGGAAGAGGAAGAGGAGGAGAUUGAUGAUGAUGGUGACAACGAUGGGGAUGAUGAAGAUGAUGCAGUCGAGCGGCCAGAGAGUGGCCAUGGCAGUACAGAGAUGGAGACCCAGGGAGGGAGGGACUCCCCCUCAGCUACCUCACCCUCGGAAGAGCCUCCCUCUGGGCCCCCGUCUCAGCCCACCUCCAGGCCUUCCUCCCAGCCUAACUCGAGACCUGCGUCUCGCUCCCAGCCCCCGUCUGGCGAUGGCUCCCAGCCCUCAUCCCGUCCUGAGAGCCCCAGUCAGGACAAGCCCUUUGUGGACAAAAAGCCCGCCUCCAGGCCUUCCUCCCAGCCCAACUCGAGACCUGCGUCUUGCUCCCAGCCCCCGUCCCGUCCUGAGAGCCCCAGCCAGGACAAGCCCCCUGCGGGCAAAAAGAAGAAACCAAGGGCAUCCAAGGCUUCAAAGUCCCAGGCCCCUUCGUCCGGUCCUGAGAGCCCCAGCCAGGACAAGCCCUCUGCGGGCAAAAAGAAGAAACCAAGGGCCUCCAAGGCUUCAAAGUCCCAGGCCCCUUCGUCCGGUCCUGAGAGCCCCAGCCAGAACAAGCCCUCUGCGGGCAAAAAUAAGAAACCGAGGGCCACCAAGUCUAAGGACCCUAAGCCUGCUAAGACCUCUAAACCAGCACACAUGAGGAAGAACAUCAGGAAGCUGCUAAAGGAGCACCAGAUGGAAGCAGUGACCAAGGCAGCCCAGCAGGAGGAGUUAGAGAGGCUGAGGCGUCUGGAGCAGCAGAGGAAGGACUAUACAGCACCACCUGUCACAGAUUGUCCUCCCCCAGAAUCGGUGUUGAGGCCUGGGGAGGAGGAUUGUCAAGGUCAGGGGUCGUUAGAGGCUGCUUUCCUAGCCAGGCAGGACGUCAUCUGCCUGGACAGCAGUGACAGCAGUGAGGAGGAGGAGAAGCAGGAGGAUGUCAAGCCACCAGCUAUCCCCAUUAUCAGACUGGCUAUCAGACCCGCUGUCAGACCUGCUAUCAGAGACGACGUGAUCGAGCUGAGCUCCGGGGACGACGAUGCCCUGCAGAUCAGCAGUGAGUCGGCCAAUGAGGACGAGGACGAAGGUGUGGGGGGCACGGCGGAGAGCAGCGGCGCGCACAUCAACGACUCGCUCAACCAACCAGAUGCCCAGGGGAGGGUCCUAGUUAAUAUCAACCACCCCGCAGAGGAGGAAGACCUGUUCCUCGCCCCACAGCUGGCCCGUGCCGUCAAACCUCACCAGGUUGGUGGGAUCCGGUUCCUCUAUGAUAACCUGGUGGAGUCUCUGGAGCGCUAUAAGGGCAGCAGCGGGUUUGGCUGUAUCCUGGCCCACAGCAUGGGUCUGGGCAAGACCCUGCAAGUCAUCUCAUUUAUAGACAUCCUGCUCAGACACACCGGGGCCCACACCGUACUGGCCAUCGUCCCUGUGAACACCCUUCAGAACUGGCUGGCGGAGUUUAACCUGUGGCUUCCCACCCAAGAGGCCCUUCCCCCUGAUAGUGACCCUGCCAUCCUCACAGGACGCACUUUCAGAGUCCACAUCCUCAAUGACGAGCACAAAACCACGGUGGCUCGGGCUAAGGUAGUGGAGGACUGGUCCAGGGAUGGAGGUGUCCUCCUGAUGGGGUAUGAGAUGUACCGCCUGCUGUCCCUGAAGAAGAGCUUUGUGACAGGCAAGAAGAGGAAGUCUAAGAAGCCCCAGGGACCCGUCAUCAUCGACCUGGACGAAGAGGAGAGGCAGCAGGAGCUCAUGAAAGGUAUGGAGAAGGCCCUGGCCAGACCCGGUCCAGACGUGGUGAUCUGUGAUGAGGGCCACCGCAUUAAGAACUGCCACGCCAGCACCUCGCAGGCCCUGAAAAACAUCCGCUCCAGGCGACGUGUGGUCCUCACAGGAUACCCCCUCCAGAACAACCUAAUAGAGUACUGGUGCAUGGUGGACUUUGUCAGGCCUGAUUUCCUGGGCACCAGGCAGGAGUUCAGUAACAUGUUCGAGAGGCCCAUUCUGAACGGGCAGUGUGUGGACAGCACGCCGCAGGAUGCCAGGGUGAUGAGAUAUCGAAGUCACGUCCUCCAUAGUCUGCUGGAGGGCUUCGUCCAGAGGCGAGGCCACGACGUACUGAGGGACCAGCUCCCCUCCAAGGAAGAGCAUGUGAUCAUGGUGCGCCUGUCGCCCCUGCAGAGGGCCCUUUACACUGAGUUUAUGAACCGCUUCAGAGAGGCAGGCAACAGCGGCUGGCUGGGCCUCAACCCACUCAAGGCCUUCUGCGUCUGCUGCAAGAUCUGGAACCAUCCUGACGUGCUGUACGAGACCCUUCAGAAGGAGAACCUAGCCAACGAGCAGGACCUAGACCUGGAUGACAUCACGGCGGCCGCCAACCCUCGCUGCCCCGGCGCCAGCCUGAAGGCCAAAGUUGCCGACUCAGCCAACAGCCGGGUCAACGUCGCCCUGCCCCCGCUCAACCCCAUCCAGGAGAGAGCCAAUCAAGUCAUCACCUACGAAUGGGCCAAGGACAUCAUGAACAACUACCAGACUGGGGUUCUGGAGAACUCUGCCAAGAUGCUGCUGCUCUUCCACCUGAUCGAUGAGAGUGUGAGCAGAGGAGACAAGAUCCUGGUCUUCAGUCAGAGCUUGUCCACCCUGACAGUCAUUGAAGGCUUCCUGUCCAGACGGCCAUUGCCAGCAGGCCGAGUCUCCCCUGACAACCAAGGCCAGAACCAGACCUGGGUCCGCAAUAUCAACUACUACAGGUUGGAUGGGAGUACGUCUGCCUCCGAGAGAGAGAAACUCAUCAACCAGUUCAACGACCCAGAGAACACCUCCACAUGGGUCUUCCUCUUGUCAACAAGGGCGGGCUGCUUGGGUGUGAACCUAAUCGGGGCCAACCGGGUGGUGGUAUUUGACGCGUCAUGGAACCCGUGUCACGAUGCCCAGGCGGUGUGUCGGGUGUACCGUUAUGGCCAGAAGAAGCGCUGCCACAUCUACCGCCUGGUCUGUGACUUCACCCUGGAGAAGAAGAUCUACGACCGGCAGGUCUCCAAGCAGGGCAUGUCUGACCGCGUGGUGGACGACCUGAACCCGGUACUGACUUUCACCCGCAAGGAGGUGGAGUCGCUGCUGCACUUUGCAGAGGAGGAGCCUGACCUGGCCAAAGCCCCUCUGCAAUCUCACGAAGAGAUGGAGACGGUCAUCAGCCAAGCCUGUCAGAUCUACCCCCACCUCAUCACUAAGGAACCCUUCCAUCAUGAGUCUCUGCUGGUGGACCGGAAGGAGUCCAAGCUUACUAAAGCAGAGAAGAGAGCUGCUAAGAAGAGCUAUGAGGACGAGAAGCGUGCCUCUGUGCCCUACUCUCGCCCCUCCUACGCCCACUACUACCCAACCAGCGACCAGACCCUCACCAACAUCCCAGCCUUCAACCAGCGCAACUGGCGUCCCAUAGCUCGGGGUGAUGAGAAGCCCAUGGCCAGCGUCCGGCCCGUCCAGUCCACCCCCAUCCCUAUGAUGCCUCGCAUGGCGGGCAUGGGCAUGGCCGGCUCCAGCUCCGGGGUCAGCUUCCCGGUCAACUACCUGCAGAAGGCCGGUGUUUAUGUCCAGAGGAUCGUCACUACCACUGAUAUAGUGAUCCCUGGAGCCAACAGCACCACGGAUGUCCAGGCACGUAUCGGUGCAGGAGAGAGCAUCCAUGUGAUCAAAGGGUCAAAAGGUACCUACAUUAGGACCAAUGACGGGAGGAUUUUUGCCAUCCGCUCAGGGAAGCUCAGCAGAGCAGUGCAGGGAGGAUCUGCUACUAACAGAGGUUCCCAGGCUUCCCUGCUCCACGCCAUCGGUAACGGCUGUUUGUCUCCCAUGGAGCGCCAGCGGCUGAGCCCCGACAGCGCAUCGCGUCCCUCCACCCCCGAGAGCCCCGAGAUUCUCAGAGAGCUCAGCCGCUACGCCGUCAACGUGGAUACCGUCGCCAUGGGCAAUGAGCUGCCGUCGCCGUCGGACAUGGUUACAGGGGAUGGAGAGGGAGGGAGCAGAACGCAGCAGUACAGUCAGAACACGGAGUCGGACCUCAGUCGGCAGCUCAGAGAGGACAUCGGAAUGAGCAUCAGCGAGGCUCUGCGAUGCUCCAAACGCAAGAUGGCCGCAGCAGCGGGUGGAAACAAGCAGGCGGGGGGCAAACGCAGCUCAUCUGCAACCGGGUUCCCGGGUCUCUCCCUGGGUAGUGGAGGGCUCAGCUUCCCCCCCCUGAACCAGGCCCUGCUGGGGGGACACAUGAGCCACCCGAUGCUGAUGGGAGGCAGCUCCUCAUCCCCGUUCCUCCAGUCAGCAGGACAGACUCUGGGAGACCUGCAGACCAUGUUCCCCUCGGCAGGGGCGGAUCUCCUCAGCCAUGCCUCCUCAGCCACAGGAAACAAUGGUCACCUCCCCUCAUCCUCCACCUCCUCCUUGUCCUCCACCUCUUUCUCCUCCACCAUUAACACCAUGCCCAUGUCCUCGGCCUCAACAUCCUCCUCCUCCUCCACCCUUCCCCCCUUCCUGAUGAACCCCAGCGUGACUGGUCUGCUGUCCCCAGGCUUCCCUCUGAACUACAGUCAGUCCCUGCUGCCUGAGCCCACGAUGUACCCCAACACCCUGGGAGGAGGCCCGGCCAGCACUGGAGGAAGCUCCAGCUUCCUCUCCCACUUCCCCUCAUCCCCCUCCAGCCUCCUGGGUGCAGCGCUCAGCCAGCCCGACUCCCACCACCUAGCCAUGGAGAACGGUGGCAGCAGCUCGGACGAUGAUGUCAUUGAGGUGACAGGACAAUGAGCAUUCUUAAACUCUGACAACCCCCCACCCCAGCUCUAACAUGGCUAACCUUCAUAGCCCCCCCUACACACACACACACACAGACUCUCCCAUGAGCGAAUGAGUGAGAGAGAAUGAGUUGUACCUCAUGUGCUUACCAAGACAGAGUAACAAAUCCUUAUGCUGAAUAUCUUACUGAAGAAGAGACUGAAGAUUUGCCCGAGCCCCUGAGGUUGGUGAGGCUGAGCACUGGAGACCAUGGAUGGGAAUGGAUUGACAUUUUGUUGAGAGGAACCAGUUGAGAUGAACAUGGGGCUUCCAAGCACUCCCUCUCCGGCUAUAUCUUCUAGCAUUGCCCGCCAUCCCCUUAUUAGACCCCCAUGACGAUCUCUGAGGCCAGUCAGGACACUGUCUGAUCUGAGCUCACAUCAGAUGGAACUAUGUAAUCAUCUGUUGGACCGUUUGCAUAAAAAAAAAAAAAAAAAAGUGCUUUAGAGUCGUUAGCUGUUUGCUAGAUAUUGUAGCGUCCCUCUGUUGGAAAGGAUGACAAGACAAUACAGUAUAUGUGACCUGGAUGUUUUGAUUCUACUAAUAUUCUAAACUGAUCUUGUUGAUAUUUUGUAAAUGGUGGUUAUAAUCAUUAGUUGUUUAUACAGAGAGUUCAGACUGGGCCAGGGUUGAGUUAAAAGUUCAAGGGGAAGGGUUGGAUAGAGAGACAGUAUGUUCUUAUGAUCAAGUUGUCAUAAUGACGGCAACGCCCUUAGCUUGGUUGCCGAGGCGGCCAUUUGAGUUACUUUUAUUUCAAAGAGAGACCUUAAAAGGUCAAAUGAAUGUACAUCCAUGUCAGCCUUUUGAUAACAUGGGGGGCUGACCUGGGUGGGUUCGGACAAUGUGUUCUCAUUCGUUCGUUUAGCCUUAAACGACACUAAGGGGUCUUUUUCUUGAAUCUUAGCAUUUACACCUUUAGUGCACCCUUUCCCCUUCGUAACAACUUCAGACAGAACUACUGAGCAUCCAGACAGGUUGGUGUCCAACUCAAGGGACAGGCUCCACUAGCUCUAGUUUGAGCAUUACGUGCAGCUUGCCAACACUCUGCAAGCUGCACGUAACACCCUGGACCAGAGCUAUAAAAACACUAAGACACUUGCACUAUACAAAUAGGGAUAUGGAUCAUAUACAGUCACAAACGGUUUAUAGUUCUGGGCCCAUAUUUAUCAAGUGUCUCAUAGUAUGAGUGCUGAUCUAGAAUCAGGUCCCCUUGUCCAUGUAAUGUUUUCAUUAUGAUCAAAAAGGCUAAACUAACCCUAGAUCGGCACUCCUUCUCUGAGACGCUUUUAUGAAUACAGGCCCUUAAAGCAUCCAUUGGAGCCAUAGGUUUACUCUGUAGCAUGACUGGGUGUAUACCUGCAGAAGGCGACAAACCCACAACCAUUUAGCUACAGUAGUUAACAAUGACUACAGUAACCCACCAUGGACUGUGGCCAUUUGUGUGGCAUAGUUAAGCCAGCCCGUUGUGUUGGUAUGGAUGGAUUGAUGGCCUUACCCAAUGAGAAGCAAGCAGCACACAGGAGUAGCCUGUCUGAGGUAGCUAGGUGUAUCCCUGACCGCACGGCAGACAGACAGUCCGUGUAAGUAGCUUCUCUCAGUAGUGUAUCUCUGUAGCUCUACAGUGCUUUGGGUCUGUCUGUACUGGUCUGUACUGGUCUGUGCUGUUCUGUGGUUGGUUGAUACGUUUUUCUUUCUGUGAUGUCAUCUCAAAAUCAUAACAUGAGGGGAAUGGAUCGGGCCUCCAGGUUAUUUUUCUCCACUGGAAUUGUACAUGGAACUCAAGUUGGACUACAGGAGCCAGGAUAAAUGUCUGAUAUAUAUAUAUAUAUAUAUUACCCACGUUUGUGUGGAGUUUCAGUUUAGUCUCAACUCCCUAUUCCACCUAUUGGACUAUAAAAGAAUGGGGGAUUCCACCACACGCCCCUCACAACCUCAACUCUACCCACCCACUACUGCUUACUUACCUGUCCUUAUCCUUACAGCCUGUUUCUAGUCGAUCAUGUAUGUUGGAUGUUUUCCUCCACCUCACCUCGCAACCUCCUUAACCUUUUUCUAGUUGACCCGGUCUUGUGUCCAUCAAAUGAUUCAGCCAAUCAUCCCAGUCCUUUUAAGAGAGAUGAUUAUUUCCUUGGAGGAAGAAGCCCCAUCCUCCCUCCCAAUCAAAAUUGUUUUACUGUGCUUCUUUUUGUUUGUUUUAAGUGUCAUCAUGAGGAGAACUCCGUAUCCAUAUGUAAUUUUUAGUUUUAUUUAGUAGCAAUGUUUUUUUUUUUAACAUCUUGAUGUUGGCUCGCCUCUACUAGUUUGUCCUUUUAUUUCAAUGUAUGAAUUUACCAAAAUUAUUUAUUUAUAAUGAUCUAAAUGAAUUCAUCUGUCUUUUUUUUGUACAUUAUGCUCUCGUUUUUUAUUCUCUUUUUAUCCACAUUGAUCUUUUCACCAGUGUCUGUGAAAGAGCAGACCAGUGUCUGUGAAAGAGCAGACCAGUGUCUGUGAAAGAGCAGACCAGUGUCUGUGAAAGAGCAGACCAGUGUCGCAAACUGACUGUGUGAGAUCAGAAGUCAGUCACCACAUGUAUCCAGCAUAGAGGCGAGCAUAAAAUGACGACUGUGUUACUUUGUUAAUAUUAUUUUAACAGUGAAUAAAACACUUAUCUUGCGUUAUUA
Molecule: messenger RNA, 7714 nt
Organism: Salvelinus namaycush (lake trout)
Lineage: Eukaryota; Metazoa; Chordata; Actinopteri; Salmoniformes; Salmonidae
Product: helicase ARIP4-like
Exons: 22
Coding region: 162-5027 (1621 amino acids)
Cellular component (GO): nucleus
Molecular function (GO): ATP-dependent chromatin remodeler activity; ATP binding; ATP hydrolysis activity
Source: RefSeq, a predicted model, not a curated record